AGUCCGCUGAGCAUUGUUUGAAUGCAAAGUACUUUGAAUGUAGGCGGCAAUAUAGGUCAAGCCAAAGUAGGGCGAGAAGCGAAGAUUCAUGAAGAUUGGAGUGCUGCAACAACAUUUUACUCUGCUUAUUGGGAAGCUUCUGUGAAAUGUGGUCUGAAGUCCUUUUUUCCUCCAUUGCUGGAAUAGCAGGAGGGCUGUUAUUUGUGCACUUCAAAUGGCCAUGGGUGUGGAAGGAUCUGUCUUACAUCAUACAGAUGAUCAAGAGUUUGAAGAAGUUUGAGUACUGCGUCAGAAACCAGAUGAUGAUUGCUGACGUUUUUGAUGACCAGGCUGCUAAAUUUCCCAACAAACCAAUGAUUGUGUUUGAGGGCAAAGAGUACACGUGGUCCUACGUGAAUGAACAAUCCAACAAAGUAGCCAGACUGGCCGAGGAAGAAUGGGGCUUGAAGUGUGGUGACACUGUGGCCAUCAUGAUCUACAACGAGCCUGAAUUUAUUUGGACUUUUAUAGGAUUACUGAAGAUUGGUGUUGGCGUUGCCCUCCUUAAUCACAACCUGAGAGCAAAGUCACUGGUGAUGUGUUUCACAAGAAGCGAGGCUAAGAUUCUUGUUAUUGGUAAAGGUGAUGAACUUCUGAAGGCUGCUCAGGAUGUGCUGCCAGACUUGAAGAACAAUGGAGUUUCCAUCUUUGUACAGGGGCAAACACAAGAGACAUUACAAGAUGGGUUUAAGUCGUUUGAUGAUUUAAUGUCCAGGACUUCAAAUGCUGCCAUUCCAAAGAGCAGGAGAAGUGGCUUAAAGUGGAAUAGUCCAGUGUGUUAUAUUUAUACCUCGGGAACAACAGGUCUCCCAAAACCAGCAGUGCUUGGACAGUACAGGUUCUUGAGGGGUUCAUUCAUUUUGCCUGUUGCUGGAUUCAGUCAUGAUGACAGAGUGUACACUGCACUUCCCCUCUAUCACAGCUCUGCAUGCAUUAUAGGUCUAGGUGGAGUGAUCACUGAAGGAGCCACAAUGUUACUCAAAAAGAAGUUUUCAGCUUCUCACUUUUGGGAAGAUUGUAGAGAACAGCAUGCAACCUACUUCUUGUACAUUGGAGAAAUAUGUCGUUAUCUCUUAUCCAGACCAAGGCAUCCAGAUGAUGCUAAACAUUCCAUCCGCUGUGCAGUGGGAAAUGGACUGAGGGCAGAUAUCUGGAAGGAAUUUCAAGAGAGGUUUCAAAUUCCAAAAAUUAAUGAAUUCUAUGCAUGCACUGAGGGGAACGUGGGAUUCUUCAACUUGUUCAAUAAAGUUGGGGCUGUUGGAAGAUUGUCACCAAUUCUGCAUGUGUUCCAGAAAGCAUAUUUGGUCAAAUUUGACAUUGAAAAGGAAGAGGUGAUUAGAGAUGAGAAUGGUCUCUGCAUUCCAGUAGGUCCAGAUGCCCCAGGACUGUUGAUUGGUGAAAUCAGUAAAAGACAGAUAUUUGAAGGCUACAAGGGAAAAGAAGAGCAAACAAAGAAGAAAAUCCUGCAUGAUGUUUUUAAGAAGGGUGAUGCAUACUUCAACAGUGGUGAUCUGCUUUACUAUGAUCCAGAGUAUUAUCUCUACUUCAGUGACAGAGUUGGGGACACCUUUAGAUGGAAGGGUGAGAAUGUCUCCACAACAGAAGUGAGUAAUGUCCUGGCUGAUGUGGAGGGAAUAGAAGAUGCUUGUACAUAUGGAGUGCCAGUCCCAGGUCAUGAUGGUCAGGCUGGCAUGUCAGUCAUAACUCUGCAGGGCACAGGCCGGGUCUCAUCUGGUCUUCUCAAGGUGUUGUACACUCACUGCACAGAACUGCUGCCAUCUUAUGCCAGGCCCCUCUUUCUACGCAUCCAGCCAGAGUUGGUGCUCACAUCUACCUUCAAACAAGUUAAAGGAGAGUUCAAGAAACAAGGCUUUGAUCCUGAUGCUGUGCCUCACCCUCUCUAUUUUUUGGAUGCCACCAAGAAGACCUAUGUGCCUUUGACAGGGGAGCUGUACAGGGACAUCAUUAGUGACAAGAUUAGAAUAUGAAUUGCUUAUUACGACCCUCUGAUUGAGUGAUUGGUUGAUUGAUUAAAUAUGCAGAAUAUUUUUACUUUUUGUUCAGGGUUUUUUCAGGAAUACCAGUGGAUGUUUUAGAUUUUUUUCUAAGAUCUGUUUUUAUUUUUGAUAUUGAAAUCUAAGUAGUAUAUUUGAAAUUGUAUAUCUCAGUAGUAUAACUCAAAUUAUAGAUUUAUACAACAUUUGUAAUUAUAUCCCUACAAAUGUUUGCACAACCCAUUAAUUAUCAGUAUAUCUUCAUUCACUGAGACUUUUCCGACUUUAGUCAGCAUUAAGACUUUUUCAGGGUUAUGUGGAUCAUUAUUGUGAAUUAUGUAAAUCUGGUGAAUUGUGUAAAUCUUACAUUUUUAGUGAGGACUGGUCACAUGCCAGUUCAUUCCAUUUCCCUAUAUCGGAGCAUGUACUUAAGAAAAUAGUGUAUCAUCAGCAUUACUCCAUUGAGCACUAUUCAGGUUGUUUUAUUUUUCAAGUUAUUACAUGUGCAGGAAGUUUAACAAGAUGGAAAAUAUUCAAUAUUUUUAGUAAUGAUGCUUGCUGUAUAAUACAGCAGCCUGGAAAUCAGGAAUGCCCUCAUAAUUUCCAUUACAAGGGGCUCUAUUGUAAACUGACAAGUAAGUUGAAUGUAGGCACAUCAUAUCUAUGGAAGUUACUCCCAUGUGAUCAAUGUACUCCUUUUACAAGGUCUAUUUUAUAACCAUAAUUUUAGGUUGCCAUUUUUCCUGUUUUCAUUCAAUCUAGACUUAAUAAUUUUGUAUAUGAACUAAUAGACCAUGGUCUCAAGUUAAAUAAACUCUACAAAAUAAUCUACUGGAAGGCAAACUGGUGUGCAAAUAUUUUUACUUCUAAUAUUCAAAUAGUUUUUUUUUAGUUAAAACUCAAUUUUACUCAUGCACUAAUGUAUGUAUAUACAUGACUAUCAGAUCAGUGGGCAGUGAGGUUUAGGAGGCCCAAAAGAAUUGCCUUUUUGGUCAGAAAAGGUCCCACCUAACUCAAAAUUUGAUCUACAUUUCUAUACUUUUUGUCAUAUUGGGCCAUCAAAGAGGGGGGUAAAAAGAUCAACUUUUCGGAAAAAACUUUUGAAAUUACUGUCAACAGGUCUGACUCUUUGCAGUAGCAGUUGAGACAAAAUGCCUGGUACAUUGAAAUAUAAUACACACU
Lingula anatina is the source of this 3215-nucleotide messenger RNA. RefSeq names its product long-chain fatty acid transport protein 2. Gene Ontology annotation, biological process: long-chain fatty acid metabolic process; long-chain fatty acid import into cell. Lineage: Eukaryota; Metazoa; Brachiopoda; Lingulata; Lingulida; Lingulidae. Gene Ontology annotation, molecular function: long-chain fatty acid-CoA ligase activity; long-chain fatty acid transmembrane transporter activity. Gene Ontology annotation, cellular component: endoplasmic reticulum membrane; plasma membrane. The record is from RefSeq and is a predicted model, not a curated record.